AUGGUGAAGAAAGGAGAGGAGAAUCCCAUGCGGAAGAUCCGCAUUGAAAAGCUGACCCUCAACAUCUGUGUCGGCGAAUCUGGGGAUCGUCUGACCCGUGCCGCUCGAGUGUUGGAGCAGCUGACAGGGCAGCGGCCUCAGUUCUCCAAGGCGCGCUUCACCAUCCGUUCCUUCGGUAUCCGCCGCAACGAAAAGAUCGCCUGCUACGUGACUGUCCGUGGCAAGAAGGCCGAGGAUAUCCUCGAGAAGGGUCUCAAGGUCAAGGAAUACGAGUUGAAGAAGAAGAACUUUGCUGACUCCGGCAACUUCGGUUUCGGAAUCCAGGAGCACAUCGACCUGGGCAUCAAGUACGACCCCUCCACUGGUAUCUACGGCAUGGACUUCUACGUGCAGCUGACCCGACCCGGAAACCGGGUUGCACACCGCAAGAGAGCGCAGGGCAGAGUGGGUCACCCCCACCGCGUCACCAAGGAGGACAGCAUCAAGUGGUUCCAGCAGACCUACGACGGCAUUGUCAUGAACCACUAA
Messenger RNA from Besnoitia besnoiti, 528 nucleotides. Its product is annotated as ribosomal protein RPL11. Gene Ontology annotation, biological process: translation. The transcript has 3 exons. Gene Ontology annotation, cellular component: cytosolic large ribosomal subunit; ribosome. Gene Ontology annotation, molecular function: RNA binding; structural constituent of ribosome. The coding region runs from base 1 to 528 and encodes 175 amino acids. The record is from RefSeq and is a predicted model, not a curated record. Lineage: Eukaryota; Apicomplexa; Conoidasida; Eucoccidiorida; Sarcocystidae.